Molecule: messenger RNA, 2129 nt
Organism: Nanorana parkeri
Lineage: Eukaryota; Metazoa; Chordata; Amphibia; Anura; Dicroglossidae
Gene: SLC3A1
Product: solute carrier family 3 member 1
Exons: 10
Coding region: 63-2123 (686 amino acids)
Biological process (GO): amino acid transport; carbohydrate metabolic process
Source: RefSeq, a predicted model, not a curated record
GACAGCCGCCACUGAGCUGAACUUGUAGAUCUGGGAAAGCAGGCACAGACUAGCCUUUGAACAUGGAUGAAGAAGUUAACUCGGUGGAGUUAAAGGAGAAAACGGGUCAUGAAAAUAACGGUUUUGUUGCAGAUCAUGAUGGGCAGGAGGAGACGCCGAGCAGGAAAAACAGCCAGAUCGAAGAGUCCACUUAUGCGGUCAAAAUAAAUGAGUAUGACCAAAAUAUUCCAUUGAAGCCUUAUGCUGGCAUGCCAAAAGAAGUCCUGCUACAGUUCUCCACUCAGAUGUGCUACAAGGUCACUCGGGAGAUCCUAUUCUGGCUCAUCAUUGUCGCUACCUUGGCCAUCAUUGCCGCCACAAUAGCAAUUAUAGCUCUGUCGCCUAAGUGUCUGGACUGGUGGCAAAGCAGCCCAAUCUACCAGGUCUACCCAAAGUCUUUCCGAGACAGCGAUGGCGAUGGUUCUGGGGAUCUUAAAGGUGUGCAGGAGAAGAUUGACCACUUUGUGUACCUUGGGGUGAAGGCCGUCUGGGUUGCCCCCUUCUACAAGUCAACGCUGAAAGACUAUCGCUAUGCAGUGGAUGACUUCCACCAGGUUGACCACAGUUUCGGAACUAUGGCCGAUUUUGAGAACCUGCUUUCUGCCCUGCACGAUAAAGGUAUAAAGAUGAUAACUGACCUCAUUCCAAAUCACACCAGCAAUAAACAUGCCUGGUUUCUGCAGAGCAGGAAUCGAACAAACAUAUAUGCAGACUAUUACAUCUGGAAGGACUGCGAGGUGGUAGGUGACCGGGUCGUACCUCCCAAUAACUGGGUCAGCAUGUAUGGAGACUCAGCCUGGGAGUACGACAAUGAAAGGAAACAAUGCUACUUUCAUCAAUUUCGCAAAGAGCAGCCUGAUCUAAAUCUACACAAUCCGGAUGUCCACAAUGAAAUUCUAAAUAUCAUCAAGUUCUGGCUGGAGAAAGGUGUUGAUGGGUUUACAAUCGAUUCUGCCAAGUUCCUUCUUGAAGCCGAGCACCUCCGGGAUGAGCCCCAGGUUAAUAAAACCCAACAACCGAGCACAGUCACAUCUUACUCAGAGCUCUAUCAUGACUACACUACCACACAGGUGGGGAUGCACGACAUCUUCCGUGACAUCCGCCAGGCCAUGAAUAAGUACAGCCGAGAGCCCGGUCGCUACAGGUUUAUGGGAACAGAAUCCGAUGAUCAGGCCAUGGUGACAAAAACGAUGUUGUAUUAUGGUAAUUCCUUCAUCCAGGAAGCCGACUUUCCUCUUAACUUCUACCUGUACAAUCUGGGCGAUAAUCUCACUGGAAUGUCAAUAUAUGAAAUCGUGGACCUGUGGAUGAAGUCUAUGCCGAAAGGAAAGUGGCCACACUGGAUGGUUGGAAGCUCCAGAAAUUCUCGUGUUGCAUCUCGGGUGGGCAAAGAGUAUGUAAAUGUGCUUAACAUGCUGAUGCUGACUCUGCCUGGCACUCCGACAACUUACUAUGGUGAAGAACUGGGAAUGAUUGAUAACCCCUCACUCAAUGAAAACUCCUACCUGUCUAGCGAAUAUGAUCCUUCUGAAUACCCCGAGAAGACUCCGAUGCAGUGGGAUUCAAGCUUGAAUGCUGGCUUUAAUGCUGGCAAUAAAACAUGGCUGCCAGUCAACCCGGAUUAUGAACAGCUCAAUGUUGAAGUUCAGAAGAAGCAGGCAAACUCCACCUUAAACCUGUAUCGGGAUUUAGUGGAGCUCCGAAAAGGCGAGCUGCCCCUUCACAGAGGAUGGUUGUGUUAUGCAUUUGCUGACUCCAAUGUCUUUGCCUAUGUGAGAGAAAUGGACGGUUUGAACAAGGUCUUUAUGAUGGUGCUAAACUUUGGCAACACAACAUCUGUGAACAUUAGAGAGAAAAUUGCAGAUUUUCCUACACAAGCGAAGAUCAGGUUAAGCACCAUAUCUACCAACAACGGGAAAACUGUCAACACAGACAACAUCCCCACAGAGCGCGGUGAAGGAUUGAUACUGGAGUACAAGACCAACAAACCUGUGCACAGCAGGGACGCAUUUAAAAGCCAAUGCUUCAUAUCAGAGAAGGCUUGCUAUUCCAGUGCCUUCAGUAUACUCUACAAGAAUUGCUGAGGAGCA